UCGCAGGUGGCCGAUAAGAUUCAGUCAAGUUCCCAGCAUGCAUUUCACCGCUGCAGUUGUUUUGUGUGCCACAGUCGGUGCUCUUGCCACUGACUCUUCGAAAUUGCCGAUUGUCAACACUGGUCUUGGUGCGAUUAGAGGUUUGGUGCUGCAAUCACGUUUAGGGGAUGAUUAUUUUGCGUUUCGUGGCAUUCGCUAUGCUCAACCGCCGCUGGGGGAGUUGAGAUUCCGAGCUCCAGAACCAGUGUCCGCGUGGAAGGAUGAGUUUGACGCUACCGAAGAUGGACCCAUGUGUCCGCAGCCCGCGUACAAUAAAAGUGAAGUUUCUGAGGAUUGUUUGCGUUUAAAUGUAUAUACGAAGCAAAUUCCAGGUGAAUUGGUUCGAAUGAGACCACGAGAAGUCUUAGUUUAUCUCCACCCGGGUGGACUUUACGCUUUCUCCGGGCAAAGUCACAAUAAUGCUGGUCCGCAGUACUUAAUGGACCGGGAUAUAGUUUUAGUCACGGUUAACUAUCGCCUUGGGUCGCUAGGAUUUAUGAGCACUGGAACAGCAGAGUGUCCGGGAAAUGCGGGUUUUAAAGAUCAAGUUUUGGCACUACGCUGGAUUCGGGAUCAUAUCUCCAGCUUCGGAGGCAAUCCGAAUGCGGUAACUCUGAUGGGCUACAGCGCAGGAGCAUUGAGCACCACUCUGCAUAUGGUUUCGCCCAUGUCCCGGGGACUGUUUCAUCGUGCCAUCGUAAUGAGUGCAUCCGCUGUGAGUCAGGUGAAAGUUCCCACCGAGCAAAUCGAGCUGGCCCGAAAGCAAGCUGCUCAUCUUGGUUGUGAGGUUACUCCGACGGAGAAGAUGGUGGCCUGUUUGCGCCGAAAACCAGCGAUGGAAUUCGGGGACAGUUUGGAGUACAUGUUUGUGAUAUCGUGGAAUCCGGUUCUGCUAUGGAAACCGGUAAUUGAACCGGACUUUGGGCAGGAACGCUUCUUGGAUCGGGAUCCAACGGAAGCUUACUUGAAGGGAGAUUUCAUGAAGAUUCCGGUUAUCGCCGGUAUUACAAAGGAUGAAUUCGCGGGCCCAGCUGUAGCGUUUCUAGCGAAUGAUACUUUGAGGAAUGAGUUGGACAGUAGUUUUGAUACGUUGGCACCGAUAUUGUUUCUGUACGACAGACACACCGAGGAAUCGAAAAACAAGAGCCAACAGUUGAGGAAGGAAUUUUUGGGGGACGAACCACUGAGCUUGAACAAAUCGCUAACGGGGUUGAAUUAUUUGUUUGCAGACAGUUUGAUUGGAUUUGCCGUACAUCGCUUCGUUCAGCUUGCUUCCCGAUACACGACCGUUUAUCAGUACAAGUUUUCCUACGUCGGUCGAUACAGCUUCCUUUACUAUCCAAAGGACAAAAUACCUUACGGAGCUGUUCAUCAUGACGAUCUGUUGUAUUUGCUGUCCAUUCCAUCAAAGGCGCCAAUAUUCAAUGUCACCGAUCCAGAACAUACCACCGUAGAUAGACUUACGGGAAUGUGGACUGCUUUUGCUAAGACAGGCAAUCCAAAUAAUGUAGACUUCAAACCAAUCCCAAACUGGAUUCCAGUCAGCGAAGGCGCCGAUAAUUAUCUCGAAAUUGGAGAGCAGUUGAAAAUGGAGACAGGUUUGUUCAGCGAAAGAUUCGCUUUUUGGGACAAAUUGUUCCCGCUUCCAGCUAUCAACAACGAAACACUAACGACUGUAGAUAGCAAAGAAUAAAACCUUUUACCACUUACCA
Wyeomyia smithii (pitcher-plant mosquito) is the source of this 1751-nucleotide messenger RNA. Its product is annotated as carboxylic ester hydrolase-like. The coding region runs from base 38 to 1732 and encodes 564 amino acids. Lineage: Eukaryota; Metazoa; Arthropoda; Insecta; Diptera; Culicidae. The record is from RefSeq and is a predicted model, not a curated record. The transcript is spliced from 3 exons.